GACUCAAGAGACAAGUCCGUUAGUUUGACGAAGAGAGAGAGAGAGCGACGUCGUCCAUGACUUGACCACAGACAUCAACGCCUUGACAACAUUAUUGGCAGCAAUGUCGAGAGAAAACACCACUCGAAGUUUGGACAGCAUAGACCUUGCUGCGCUGAGGGACCCUGCAGGUAUAUUUGAGCUGGUGGAGGUGGUUGGCAAUGGAACAUAUGGUCAAGUGUACAAGGGUCGUCAUGUCAAAACAGGCCAAAUGGCAGCUAUCAAAGUCAUGGAAGUCACAGAGGAGGAAGAAGAGGAAAUAAAGCUGGAGAUCAACAUGUUAAAGAGUUACUCCCACCAUAGAAACAUCGCUACUUAUUAUGGAGCUUUUGUUAAGAAAAGUCCUGCUGGACAGGACCACCAGCUCUGGCUGGUGAUGGAGUACUGUGGAGCCGGCUCGGUAACAGACUUGGUAAAAAAAACAAAGGGUAACUGUCUGAAAGAGGACUGGAUUGCUUACAUCUGCCGAGAGGUGCUCAGGGGUCUUUCCCAUCUCCAUUCCCAUCAUGUGAUUCACAGGGACAUUAAGGGACAGAAUGUUUUGCUUACAGAGAAUGCUGAAGUAAAACUUGUGGAUUUUGGGGUUUCCGCACAGUUGGACAAGACGAUUGGUCGAAGAAACACCUUCAUCGGUACUCCCUAUUGGAUGGCUCCAGAGGUUAUUGCCUGUGAUGAGAAUCCAGAAGCCACAUAUGAUUACAGGAGUGACCUCUGGUCUUUAGGCAUCACUGCUUUAGAGAUGGCAGAAGGAGCCCCACCUUUGUGUGACAUGCAUCCAAUGAGAGCUCUGUUUCUGAUUCCACGCAACCCUCCGCCAAGACUUAAGUCCAAAAAAUGGUCCAAGCGCUUUCUGUCAUUUAUUGAUAGCUGUCUAGUUAAGAACCAUCUGCACCGGCCCACAACGGACGUCCUGCUGAGGCAUGCCUUCAUCCGAGAUUUGACUAAUGAGAGACAAGUUCGCAUCAUGCUCAAAGAUCACCUCGACAGAACCAGAAAGAAAAAGGAGAAAGAGGGUCCAGAGUAUGAAUACAGUGGAAGUGAAGAGGAAGAAGACGAGGUCACAGAGGAGGAAGGAGAACCCAGCUCCAUAGUGAAUGUUCCUGGCGAAUGGACCUUAAGGCGGGAGUUUCUGCGUUUACAGACAGAGGAUCGAGAAGAGAGCCAACAUAGGGGCCACAGAGUUGGUGGGGAUCAGCAGAGACAACAGCAAAUAGCUGAGCAAGAACAAUACAAGCAGCAGUUACUGGCUGAUCGACAGAGGAGGAUCCAACAACAACAUGAGAAACGACAAAUGUUAGAAGAUAGGCGACAGCUGUCAGACGCUGCCUUUCACUGGGCACAACUACAAGAGCUUAUACUUGGGGAGGAAUCUGAUAACCAUGACAACAGAAUCCUAAAGAAUGACAGAUAUCAGAGAAAUGACAGGAAACAGGACCAUGCAGACAGACAAUGGAAUGCUGAUGUGUCCAUAAGGCCCCUGGACUCAGAGCAGAGAGCUGUGGCUCCAAAUCAGCUGCUUCAGCUUAAGGCCAAGCACUUGCAGCCUCAUCUCCAGUCACCAGCCAAGCCCCAGCCUCAGCAGCCCUCGUCAGGCAGGAGAUCCCACCGCACCCUGCCUAAAGACCAAACGCAGCUCCUGUCCCUGCAGCAUGACCACAGACAGAGAGAGAAGGAGAGGGAACAGGAGAGGCAAAGAGAAAAACCAGAGGCAGCUGUCCAAAAGCUAAUGGCUAACAGCAGGAACAUGGGCGCUCCUGGCGCUACCGCCGCUGCUUCCUUGUCCAGCUGCCCCGCAAACUGCCAGCGCUCAGCGAUGGACUACCAGGACUCAGAUUUAGCCAGGAUGCUUUUAGCUACGGGCCUGCCCAGCGAGAUGCACUCAAGGCUAGGCUCUGGUAGCAGUUCUAGUCCUUGUACCCCAGCCAUGCAGAGAGCUCACACUAACCAGAAUGCCAAUUUGCGCUCUAGUCGAGUUGCCCCUCACAGUAGCUCUAUGUCAGAUAUGGCAAUCUCAAUUUUGUCCCCUUUCACGCCUGUGUCACCCUCUGAUGAUGUGUUCUGGGACUUGGAGACACCACCCAAGGUCCCGGAACGUACUACCUCUAAGUUCUACUGCAGAGAACUAGUGAAGGGACACAACACGGCAGCUUCCAGUGGCAGUCCUGUGCUAAUGACAGAUAAAGGUUUAAGGUCUGUGUCUCAUGGGGUUUCUAUCGGCAGUAAUCGUCCAGAUCACUUCAAGCUGGAGAGUCCACGUGUGCAGCAGCGUCUUCAGCAGCACAAACGGCAGCAGAACGACAUCACUGGCAGACAUUUACAAGGUGUCAAGACUGUUCUGAGCCCAUUCAACAAGGCCACAGAAUACUCCUCCUCCAGCGAUGAGUUUGGGAGUAGUGAUGAAGACGAGAGGAACAGUUGUGGCCUCCCUAAUGGAAAGGGAGAGAAAUACUUCAAACAAAUACCAGAUGGCAUUGUGCUGCAGCCUCAUCACAAUCUUAACCAGAUUUCUCAGAUGUCAUCAGAUGAUACCUACAUGCUGCCAGACCUUCUGCAGAAAACAUCUUCAUCAAGUCCUUCUCGCAAUGCACUAAACCAGCAGCAGCGAACACGAGAACAGAGUUACACGCAAUCUCCCAUGGCACCGCAAUCCCCCACACGCCGGGAGCUAAAUGCUUUCAGCAGUCCAGCUAGUAAAAACACCUCAUCUACCUCUUCCACUUUCUUCUCCUUCAUUGAUCCAAGAUUGACCCCAAUAUCUUCGCCACCACAGAGCCCAACAUGCAGUAAGGGUGACCCAGUCAAGCGAGAGAACCAUAGGAAGGGGUCUGUAGUGAAUGUGAACCCAACCAAUAUUCGACCACAGAGUGACAGUCCUGAGAUUCGCAAAUACAAGAAGAAAUUCACCACAGAGGUGCUCUGUGCCGGACUGUGGGGAGUGAAUCUGUUGGUGGGGACGGAAAAUGGUCUUUGGCUGCUGGACCGAAGUGGUCAGGGGAAGGUCUACUCACUCAUUAGCAGAAGAAGGUUUCAGCAGAUGGAUGUGCUUGAAGGACUCAAUGUGCUCAUUACUAUAUCAGGUAAAAAGAACAAGCUCCGCCUUUACUACCUUUCCUGGCUGAGAAAUAAAAUCCUUCGGAAUGACCCGGAAGUGGAGAAAAGACAAGGUUGGACAUCUGUUGGAGAUCUGGAAGGUUGUGUCCACUAUAAAGUGGUGCGUUACGAGAAGAUCAAGUUCCUAGUAAUUGCUUUGAAGAAUGCAGUGGAGGUUUACGCUUGGGCACCCAAACCCUACCAUAAGUUCAUGGCCUUUAAGUCUUUCAGGUCUUUACCACAAAAGCCACUGUCUGUUGACCUGACAGUGGAGGAAGGUCAAAGGUUAAAGGUCAUCUAUGGUUCCUCAUCUGGUUUCCAUGCUAUUGAUGUAGACUCUGGUACACCGUAUGAUCUCUACCUGCCCACACAUAUCCAGGGUUCCAUCCAUCCGCACGCCAUCAUCAUUUUGCCAAACAGUGCCGGAACAGAGGUUCUUGUUUGCUACGAAGACGAAGGAGUCUACAUUGACACUUACGGCCGAAUCACCAAGGAUACGGUGUUGCAGUGGGGAGAGAUGCCCGCAUCUGUCGCUUACCUACAGUCCAAUCAAGUGAUGGGUUGGGGAGAGAAGGCCAUUGAGCUCAGGUCUGCCAACACGGGAAACCUGGAGGGAGUUUUCAUGCACAAAAGGGCCCAGAAACUCAAGUUCUUGUGUGAAAGGAAUGACAAGGUCUUCUUUGCAUCAGUGCAGUCAGGAGGCAGCAGUCAGAUUUACUUCAUGACGUUGGGUCAGAACUCUCUGUUCAACUGGUAAUGAACUGGACGCGUGGCGGCAAGGUCAGCUGCUUGUGCAGGCCUUCAUCAGCUCGGAUUUUCACGCUUGCGUACAGUUUGUCACAUCGUGCAUGGGACAUUAGGCCAAGAAGAGUUUUCCGUGAAAAUGUGUGACGAAUGGCACACUGACAUCAUUUUGGAGCUGCUUUUGUCAAUGUCUGUUGCUUCACUGUCCAACAAAUUCACUGGAUCUUGUUUUUCCUCGCCUGUGCACACUGCAGCUGUUCUGUUCCGCUUUCAGCUCAUCUUGUCUGGAUCAGUCAGUUCCGUACUGGAUCAUCCUUUCUCUUCCACAUAGACGUUCCAAAGUUCUGCUGCUGUGCUUCUUACAAACAGUAUCCAUGUAAUGGAAUGAACGGUGGAAAAAUAGGAGCUUUAUUAUCCCUGUUUACUCUAUGGAAAUCAUCUGAGCGCUUCACAAAAGUGUGUGCGGAAAAAUGAUUCCCUGUACAGCGAAUAGCAGGUUGCACAUUUGAUUCCUCAUAAUGUUCUUUAAUCACAUUCCACAUUGCUCGUCAACUGUCGGAAUUGCUGGAGCUAUUCGAACAGCCACAUGGAGAUGCUUAAAGGGAUACUGGCCAAAUUAACGCAUGUUUUGAUUGGUAGAAAUUGAUUAGUUUAGCAGGGGAAAAGCAACUAAAAGCUGAAAAAUACACCUCUAAAUCAAUUUAUUGCACUUUUACCACAACACCUUCGAUCGAACGGGCGCGUCCAUAUUGGCCGCGAAUCGCGGAAGUGACGUCACGCGUACGUCACCUUGCCGGUUUCCUUAUUGACAACGCUCGUUUGAUCAAUGAAAAGGAAAAAAAAAAACAGAACUCAAUCGCAACAUUUUGUAGAGGUUUGGACCAAAAUAACUCUUGGCAAUGCACAUAGGCGUUGUCUGCCAUAAAAAGGAUAUUUAUGCAGACCCCUAAGCAAGGAUAUGGAAAUAGGUGCAGAGCACACAAGGAAUAAGAGCAACUACUUUAUUCCUGGUGAGUGCUGACAAUCGCGAAUGCAACUUCCAAGAGAAAAGAGACCAAAAUGAAGACGAGGGUACAGUAGGUACAAGAAGGCCACAUUCACAAUUUCACUGCAGGGACAGUAUUUAUUUAUUCAAUAUAGCAAUUCCAACCUCGAGUUGAAGUCAAUCCAGCCACCACAACGAUUGUUCAUACUAUGCAUUUCGGUAACACGCCGCCAACGGGCUGUUUUUCUUUUAAAAUAGCUUUUAAAGUUACUAAAGGUGUGUGAAAAUUCACCAUAUUUUAAAAUAAAUCACAACAAAAAUAACUUUUCACAGGUGCAAAGAAAAAAAAAUACUGUGAAAAAGAUACAGUAUCCCUUUAAAUGUUGUGGCUGCUGUUAAAUGUUUACUAUGAAAGGACCUCGGUGAGGUGUUUGGUAGCUCCACAUUCUUCCUGAAAAGAUUUUCCACACUUUACGGUGUUGAGUGUUCAGCCCAUAUGCACUUUGGAGGCAGGUUAUGUCAACCUAGUUCCUUAUUCAUUUAUUGUUUAUUUCUGUCUGCUAACUGAAUUUGUUUUGCACCAUCCAACGCAUUAUAUUGCUAAGUUAUUUAUCUAAAAGUAGGGCUAAAUUUCACCAGUGACUAUUAAGGAAAAUAAAGAUCAUUUAAUUUCAACACUGUUCAUUUACCAGUUCUUAUUAGGUUAGUAUUAAAUAAUAUUUUAAUUUUUUUUACUUUCUCAAUAUACUUAGCAGACAUCACAAUUGUCUACUUAAAAAUUAAUGUAGUAUGGCAUUUGAAACACACACAAUUCAUUGAUUGUGUAAAGCUACACAAAUGCACUCCAACAGUAUUUCCAGGCUUUGUAUGUUUGUGUUGUACAGAUUGACAGUGUAUAUGUUUUUGUAUGUUUUCUGAAACAAAUUGUAUAAUUGACUGAAUGUCAAAUGUUGUUUUGUUUGAAAGGUGAAUAUGAGGACUACUUUAAGAUGAUUUUGUUAAGUGACAUUCAAAACCAAUAGGAAAUAUACUCCUCUUUGACCUGUGAUUUAAUUCACUGAGCCUCAACUGGGAUCCUGACCUGAUAUAUCAAAUAUUCAUGCAAAUGAUCUUAAAUUUGUCAAUUGAGUAAUAGCCGUAGCACAGGACCAAAGUCGUGUCUUAUUCUGCUCUCAGAUUUGAAAGUUUGAUUGAAUUCACCUGAAAAUAUUCAUUUUACCUUCUGGUGUGAAUGAGAACAUUGUUAAUUCAUGUGUUUUCCGUUUUCCCUUUGUUUUAACAUUCCUCUGUUGGUCUCCGAAAAUUGCACCAAAUAUGUUAUUUUUUUCGUUGUUGUUGUUUUUAUAAUAUGUAAUGUUGUUUUGUUUUUUGUUACGGAAUUAUAUUGCAGCUGGUUCUGUUAGAUGAUUUUUAACUGGAAAAAGUAUUGUUGCUCUAAUGAUAAGAAUAAUAAUUUCCAUGGGGUAAUUUCAGCUUGUAACAUGGAAGUACACGGAAUUCUAAACUGUAACAUGGAAGCACACGGAAUUCUAGUGAUGAAGUAGAGUUCCUAGAAAUCUUUUUCCUCAGAUAGUCAAGCUGAACGGAAGAUUUAAAUAUGCUAAAUGGACAAACGAUAUACUGUAUUCCAGGACACACCUUGUUAUUAAAAAUAAUCAACAAUUACCAAUCAGAUUGGGUUAAACCAUUCAAACUGGGUGUUGCUGUAAUUCUUCAUCUUAUCAAGACAUUUUGGACAACCAUGUGCUUCCAAAAUGUUAGAUGAUUUUGAUUUGAAAGAUGUUGAGAGCCCUGACCUCAACCCCUUCAGACUUUUUUGAUCAAGUAAAUCAGAGCUAUUAAAUGAGUACCCGCACCCUGAGUGGAAGUUGUUGGAGCUGCAAAGAGAGGACCAACUUUUCAUGGUUUAAUGGUGCCAGAUGUCCCAAUACUUCUGUCUAUAUAGUAUGUGUACGCACAGCAUAGAGAUAACCGUGUUGCCUCCAAAAUAAAUUAAAUUGGAACUUCAGAAAUUUAUAGACAACUUUUGUGAUGAUUGCCUAUGGAAAUCCGUUUCAGCAUUUCAAUAUCUAAUAUUUAAUAUCUUUGAUAUCUUGCUUAAGGUCCAUGUACGAAUAUGCUGCCCGUUUCCACCAGUAUGACAGUUCAGUGCACUUGUAGAAUGUCACAUGUAGUACUGUUGGCACACAGUUGACAACAGUUUUGCGUCACAAGUAACGUAGUCAUCCUACUUGUAUGGCAAAGGUAUCCGAUUUGUGUAUACAGUCAUGGAAAAAAAACAUUACUAGUAAGACACAGUCGUUGUACUUUAGGGCUACGACAAAAAUCAAAUAACUUGGCUAAGUCGACUUCAACAAUAGGUCAACAAAAUUUCUGCCUCGAAGCUCCGCCAGGACCAAAGAAGAUAAAAAAAUUCCUCCCGGAACCGUUUUUGCGCCAUCUAAACCAGUGUUUCACAGGGACAUUUGUUGCAGACGGACUCAGUGUUGGGCCACUGAUAAGCUUUGCCAAAAACGACAGAGGAGCAUCUGUGAUUUUUAAGACACUGUUAGAUGUUUAAGGUACAUAUAACAUGAUGUAUGAGUGAGGGAAAUGGUAGUUAGCGUUUUGUUUUUUUUGUUUUUUUACCUAAACUGGUAAUCGUUAGUGCGCUAAUGCUAAUCACGAGUGCUAACCGUUUAGCAAAGGCUGAUUUUGUUGUCUCACAUUCUGUGUAGAGUUUAUACCAUACACUCAGUACCAACAUAUGCAGUUUAAGGAGAGAAGGGGCAGCAAUUACUCGAGUACUCAACGAAAUAUCUAUCGGAUAAUCGAUUCUAAAAAGAUUUGAUCGUGACUGCCCUAUUCUACCCGUAUUAGUACAAUGACGCAAUGACCUUUAGCUGGAUAUCAAGUCUUCUAGAAUAAAUGCUCAAACGGCUUUACGUAAUUGGCGAUUCUUUCUGGAUUAUUGGUAGUAAACGUGCCAGUGGUGCUUCAUCUCAUUCAAGCUGUAUCACGAAAUCGAGAACCUGCCGCAUUUCCGCCUACACCUUCACUGAUUGAGCCCACGCAGCAUCUCCCAAGCCUCCACCAUCAAAUCUUUUCACUUUAUCAACAUGUCUCCUCUUGGUGCAUUUCAUUCCCCCUUCACGUUCCCUCCAUUCCACUUUCAUCUUCCUUAUCAUCUUUGUUCCCAAGUGUUGUUCACUUUCUCUUCGCUUUCCAUCCACCCCCAGCUCUGCAUCACAAAGCUUCUGGUAGUGUCACUGAAUGCAGUCAUGUCAUAUCAGGUGACAUGUAAGGCUGCAUACUCUCCUUGUGCUGCACUCAUACAGGGAAGUAUUAGUACUACAGUUUAUGGAUUGUUGCAUGAUUAGUUUUUCACCUAAAACCCAUUAAACUUAAGACCAUGGAUUGAUUUGACCAGUCUACAAAACAACUCAUGUUUGCUUUCGGACCUACUUUUUCCACAUUUGCAGUAAGUUUUGAAUGUCACAUUUAAUGCAUAGUUGCACAUUUACAAAAUGACAGUCACAAUCUAAUGCCACCAAACCAAGUAAAUAGUUGGAAACAGAUUAGAUUUAGCUUACUGAAGAAUCAUAUAGCUUCUUGCCAAAGAUUCAUGGGAGUGUGUAUAGAAUUAGCAGGGCAAAAAUUAUGGAAAGAGGAAGUAGCUGGUGGCAGUGGAAGAAGGACCUUGAAUGUUACAUACAGAUGCAUUUUUACUUGAUCCGAAAUGUUUCAUUAGAGCGCGUCAAACUGAGGAACUGACUGGUUUUCUGUACUUUUUAUAUAGUAUAAUGAUGAUGUCAUGUUAAGAUGAAGGCAGUUAAUAGCCAACAGCUCCCAGCUGUUGUCAAGACAAUAUGGACCUGAUGAUGUUUGUACUAUAAACACAGAACAACUGUGUGCUUGUCAUUGUAUCUUAAUUCAGAGACGCAAUUGAGAUUGAAUAUUUUGUAUAAAGAAUACAUAUUUCCAAACCCUGUAUCAAUACUAAAGAUUUGUUACUUUGUUUUUGUCUUUUUUGCACUGGAUCUAUGUUUUAUUGCUUGGUGGUAAUGGCAUGCUAACAUAUGUUUGUAUGCAAAGUGGUGGAAGAUGACAAUAAACAUUGAAUUGAAUUCA
Molecule: messenger RNA, 8968 nt
Organism: Phyllopteryx taeniolatus (common seadragon)
Lineage: Eukaryota; Metazoa; Chordata; Actinopteri; Syngnathiformes; Syngnathidae
Product: TRAF2 and NCK-interacting protein kinase
Exons: 33
Coding region: 104-3886 (1260 amino acids)
Biological process (GO): protein phosphorylation
Molecular function (GO): protein kinase activity; ATP binding
Source: RefSeq, a predicted model, not a curated record